Acanthoscelides obtectus is the source of this 825-nucleotide messenger RNA. Lineage: Eukaryota; Metazoa; Arthropoda; Insecta; Coleoptera; Chrysomelidae. The record is from the annotation of a GenBank genome assembly.
UGUCUUCUGAUAGCUCCAUAGAAACGAGUAAAAUGAGUCAAAUUUCAGUAAACUCCAUCAAUAACAACCCGUAAAACAAGCUGCGGUACAUUUCACCAUUUAAAAACAAAACAGUUAUAUGCCCCAUCCGUCGUCGAAAUUCCUUACCAACAAUACCAUUCUUUUCCUCAAGACAACUCGCGGUCCCAAAUAUGGUGACUUUACCAUAAAAUAUGCCCAAGGAGUAGGAAUGUAUGCGAAUAUCACCGCUGUGGUAAAAGUUCUUCCUGUUGACAAUAGCUUAAGCUGAAUUUUAUGCGGUUAGUUCUGCAAAAUAACCGCCAAGGCAGGACAUUCGAAUUGCAAAUACAAUAGCGAAGUGCCACUGAAACGGAGAAAUGCAGUUUUGGAAACAGGGCUCACUAGCAGCAUCACUAUCUCUCUGGCGUUUCUCGUCGCUGCGCUGGUGGCUUUUCCGGCUGCUAGAGAGAGCCGUGCCGCCAAAGGAAAUGGAUAAACUCGGCGGUGAGAUAAAGACCACGCAGGGAAAUGAAGUGUGCCAGAGUGCGACUGCCAACAAUAAACUUAUCUUUUCCAUUGCUACACCGACGAUGACUUUCUCCCGAUGCUAUAGCGAGCAGCGAGAAAUACAUCAUUUGUAUGUGGCGAUACCUGCAUUACGAUUACUAACGUUCCAGCGAGAUAUACUCUGCGUAGGAAUCCGGUAGAGGCCUUUUGUGUAUAAAUAGUAGAUCCCUUUGGUCCAUUCGACAGGAUUUUUAUGUAACUUCCAGCUUGAAUAGGUCAGAAACUGACGGAGCAGAGGACAUUGUAAAGCAUUUAAGC